Messenger RNA from Hypoxylon fragiforme, 1217 nucleotides. RefSeq lists its product as uncharacterized. The transcript has a single exon. The record is from RefSeq and is a predicted model, not a curated record. The coding region runs from base 384 to 857 and encodes 157 amino acids. Lineage: Eukaryota; Fungi; Ascomycota; Sordariomycetes; Xylariales; Hypoxylaceae.
CGGCCAAAUCCUACAGCAUAAAAGAAUUUCCAUACUUUCGGCUGCAACCUGCUCAACUCGGUCCUGGCGGAAGCGGGAUCAUAUACACGCCACAUACAAGCCGCACGCAUACAUGAGUGUUCGGAUGAACUUGAUGAGCCGGCGGUCUUGAGGUAAGCAUUCCUACUAUGUUAGUAUCAUGACAGCUUUCGGUGAUGGUACACUUGACAUCAGGAGACAAAUGGAUGGUUUCAGCUGUAAGAUCAUCGAAAAGUAGAUAGACAAGUAGACAUAUAAAGAGACAUGUCAUCGACCUGUAUUUUCACAGCAUUCCAAGUUCAGCCGACAAAAGUACCAUCUAAAUACUUGAAACAACCAUCCAUAUCCACGAAAACACCGCAACCAUGACCGUCACAGCCCUCCCCGCCAAGCUCGCCGGCGAGCCCCUCAGCGACCGCGAGGCCGUCGCCGACAUCUGCUACGCAUCCUUCGCGGCCCUCGACCACGGUGACGAGCAGCUGCUGCGCUCCGUCGUGACGCCGGACAUCCACACCUUCAUUGCGAACAAGACGAACAACAGCGCGGACGAGCUGAAGGCCAACGUGUUCGACCACGUGGGCACCAAGCUCGACACGGUCCACUACCUGACCAACAUGCGCGUCAGCGUUGACACGCCCACCACCGCGCGCGUCACCUUCGUUGCCCAGGCCGUCCACUGCCGCUCUGGCAAGGGCAACGAGCCCGGUCCCAACAAGUACACCACCGGCGCCCACUACCUCUGCUCUGCCGUCAAGGCUGACGGUGUCUGGCGCCUCAAGGACAUGGAGUCGAACCAUGUCUGGUCUGAGGGUGAUCGCGCCGUCAUGAAGGGUGCGUAAAACACACAUGGGACUAUUGGCGCUGAAAUGGGUAUUAAAUUGGGAGAUUGGAGGCACGGAUUUUGCAGUUAUCACUUGGGUUUAGUUCAGGUUAGGUCCCUAAGUUUACUACCUAAACGCUGCUCAAGUUUAUAAAGUUGCGAAGGCAUUCACUGUAACUUCGUUCUUUGAUAUAUGUGAUAGGUAGCUGCAUUUCUAGUGAUGGAAUUGAUGAGCUGCUUCAUCACUGCUGAAACUUGUGGUCAACUAACUCAGCGAAUAUCCAACGGGCGUAAGAAACCUUGGAACCUAUGUUUUAAUGGCCCGACUGUCUUAAAUAACUAGCUUAAGUCAGGUUGGUUGUUGACAGAUGUAUUGAUA